CACAACGCGUGGGUGAGAGGGGAGAGGGAAGGACAGGAGAGGCAGGAGCUGCAGCAAACUAACCGGGAAUGAAGGCGCAAGAAUGCCCACUGGGACGGUGUGGAGGCUCCGCCAGAUCUAGGCAGACGCACGUCGGAAAAAGUGAUUUUCUGUGAGGACACCAGAAGAAUAACCUGGGGACAGGGCUGUGCGAGACGUCAUCCUCUUGGCUGAACAAAAGUUUGCGCCAGACAUUUGUCUUCCCCACGCAGCAGAGAUGAGAUUGAACCUCUCCACCAGCUGGAUAUUCCGAGGCUGGAUAACGUGCCUCCUUUUCACCUUUUGCGCACAGAAAGUGGUCUCUAAAGCUCUCCAAUGUGGCAAAAACCAGUACUUAAAAGGCUCCAAGUGCUGCAACAAGUGUGGACCAGGCUUCCGUGUGUUUGCAGAGUGCUCUGAUUCAAAGGAGACGAUAUGCCAUAAAUGUGAUGGCGGUGAAUAUCAGCCCGGCUGGACUGAAGACACCCGCUGUCUGCAGCAGAAGUACUGUGACAAGGGCAAGGGUUUUACAGACAGGGCUGAAAACCCUGUGGCUGAGGAGCCGUGUCGCUGCCGGGCCAACUUCCAGUGCUCUCCCAUCAACUGUGAGUUCUGUGAGAAGAUACCCAACUGCAAGCCUGGAUCUGGGCUGGAGGCUGACCCCGAAUCAACUAAUGGAAGGAGGAUUUGUAUGCCCUGUAAGAAAGGCUUCUUCUCCUCUGAAACCGCUUCGGAACCCUGCAAACAGUGGACCAACUGCAAGGCACUGGGCAGGAGUGAGAGACAGCCAGGCAGCACGCAGGCUGAUGCUGCAUGUGGACCACCCGUCUCCGGUGCACCGUCCUCUUGGGUAAUCGUGUCGGUGCUGUCAGUGAUCACCAUUCUCUCUCUGCUCAUCCUGCUGCUCUUCUGCUACAAGGACAAACUUAAAUUACUCUCUGUGAAUUUGCGAUCCUGUGUGCAGAAUCUGAAGAGGACCAGGAUACAGCAGGAGACCCUGGCCCCUCUCUACCACAGUGGAGGGGGAGGAGGAAUAGGGGGAUUAGCAGGAGGCCCUGGGGGUCCCAACUGUACAAUAUGUGAGACCACCAAACUCAUCUGCCAAGCACCCGCGAGCGAGCCCCUGUGCACCUACCCCACCUCCGUUCCUGACAUCAAGGUCUCCCUGCCAAACACACCCCUCACAGGUGGAGCCAGAGAUGAAGAAGGGAGGAAGGGGAAGACUGGGACAGAGGAGGGGAGCGAAGGGUCCGGAGAGCCAGAGGAGGUGUCCGAGGAGGAGGAGAUUGUGAGCGUGUCUCCUCUCUGGGCGGGCUCGUGUGUGUGCGUGGUGCCUGUGCGCGAGCCUCUGGAAGUAGGGGAGAACGAGGACUGCAGCCAGGCUGUCAGCCCCGGGACGCUGGGAGCCUGCCUCUGCGGAGGAGACGAGAGGGAGAAAGAGGAGAAGGGCGAGAGCGAGAGGAGGGACAGCAGCGGAGAAAAGGGGGAAACAGACCGAGAAAAGAGGAGUUCAUCCAAAAGUGAGACAGGUGUUGCAUCUCUCGUCUCUGUCUCCCCUCCUCUCCUCCCCCCAUCCAGCCCGCUUCGCGAACUCUGCGUACCCUUGUCCCAGGCACAGGCGAGGCCCGAGUCCAAACUCCACCUGACCAGUAGGUCCACAGUAAAGGACGAGGAGCUAUACAGACUGACAAGCGUAGACUCCGCCUCAACAGAAGAGACCGCGCCUACUAUGACCUCCACGGUGACCUCCUUCAACCCCUCCAUGAGCUCCUCAUCGGUAGGAGACCUCUACCUGGACAAGCUUCCCGAGACCUCCGGGGACGACCAUGGCCAGGGACUUUCCUGGAGGGACAGUGGGGGAAACAAGCUAUCAUCUGGGGACUCAGAGCUGGAGUGUCCCCCCGAGAGCCUCCAGAGCCAGCUGGCUGAACCAGCACUUACCUCAGGUCAGGUGACAGGGAACCACAACACCACCUUCAUCUCCAGCGGUCAGGUCAUGAACUUCAGCGGUGAUGUCAUCGUCGUGUACGUCAGCCAGACGUCGCUAGGCAACGAGGGGGCGGGGCUGGACGACGCCUUCGGAAGCCCCGUCCAGGAGCAGGCCAAUGAGACCAUUCCACUGUUCGAGAGUAGCUUUGGGAUACCAGGGGACUCCAUUACCCACAGUCCCUCACAAGACGGGACCCUACCAGUUCAGGAAAUGAUGGAUGAGUGGCAAAGGGGGAAGUAAAAGGCACCAACAGGGACAUGUUUCCUGCGAUAACAGCUUUAUCCUCCGGAAGGUGAUGGAUUAACAGCUGAGUGUCUUCCAGCACAGUGAUCAGCUCUCUGUUCCUAUCCCCAAGCACUAGAAAGCUGACUUUUGAUCAGUGAGGGUAGGCUAUUUCAUCCUACAACUGUUUGGUUCUGUGUAAAAAAAAAUGUAUUUGUCCAGCCAUACCAGCUUUCCUUUAGUGUAUCUCACAGGUCUGAGAUACCAGGGAAAGGUAAUAUGGAAAGGUAUGGAAAGGAGGGCUUGUAGAUAAUAUGAGUUUGAGCAGUUAAGAGACUGAGAGCAGAACUUUUUGAGAUGUGAAUGUAUGGACCCAAACCGAUAUUAAGCCCCUGGACACUUAACCAAGUACAGCAUAUGCCCAUCCCCUUAAACAAAAAAAAAAAAGAAAAAAAAAAAAAAAGAGCUGAACAGUGCCUCACCCAUCUCUAACUGCCUUUUUUCACUUCCCAGCAGAAAGUUGAAGGCUUUUCUGUGGAAACUCCCUUGAUUCCAGACACUGAUGGGGAAUUUUGUUGGAGAAUGGAUGUGGAACUACAGUUUAGGCUGGAAAAGGGGGAUGUUUUUAUCAUUGUGUGGAAAAUGUGUCUGGGUCCCAGUGCUAAUACCAGAAAACUACAUUUCUUUGGCUCAUUCCCAUCAGUCGCACAAGUGAUCUAAACUGGAGAGUCUAAAGCUGUAUGAGGGACGCCUUCCUUCAGAAAAAUCAGGUUGAUGUUUGGAUGACUUGAGGAGUUUCUUUAUAAAGCAAAAUGUCCACCAUGUGGAAAAGUGAUGUUUACGCACACAAAACGAUUGUGGCCAUGAAAGUAAAGUUAUUAUAGAAAAACCUUCAACCUAAAACUUAUAUUUUAAGACUUACACCAGCAAAAUUUUUAAUAAUUUUAGGGGUGGAAUCAUUCAGAUUUGUUCAGAUAGUAGUAUUGAAUUUCAGGUUUUCUUCAAAAUGAACAUACACUGCCUUUAAAUUAGGAGGCAGCCGUUUUUAUCUUCUUGUUCCAUUUCUUUUCUCGUUAUUUUCUUUCGGUUUGUGGGGAUUUGGAAAAGUUCUUUUACAUUAAUGAGACACAUCCAAUUUUGGUACGAUGCUUGUUUAACUUUUAUCUAGAUUUUUUUUAAUUCUCUGUUUAUUGCACCACAAGUGCAGUUUGUGUCUAAGUAAAAAAAAAAAUGCUAUGCAUUUGAUAAGCUAUAUUGUUACUGGUUUGUUUUCUCUGAAGAUGUUUUUGAUGUACAAGCCUCAAUGAAGAAA
Messenger RNA from Myripristis murdjan (pinecone soldierfish), 3542 nucleotides. RefSeq names its product tumor necrosis factor receptor superfamily, member 11a, NFKB activator (gene tnfrsf11a). NCBI's taxonomy places the organism in Eukaryota, Metazoa, Chordata, Actinopteri, Holocentriformes, Holocentridae. Gene Ontology annotation, molecular function: cytokine binding; tumor necrosis factor receptor activity. Gene Ontology annotation, biological process: lymph node development; positive regulation of bone resorption; response to interleukin-1. The coding region runs from base 257 to 2248 and encodes 663 amino acids. Gene Ontology annotation, cellular component: external side of plasma membrane. The transcript is spliced from 10 exons. The record is from RefSeq and is a predicted model, not a curated record.